AGGGAGGGUGUGUGGGGCAGUGUGGCCGCGGCCGCCCCGCGCCUGCGGAGCCGGCGGCGCGCAGCGACCCGCGCACACACCGCAGCCCCUCCGGCAGCACCGCCGAGCGGCCGCCCCGCCGCCAUCCAUCCCCCCUCUCGCAGGUUUCCUAUAUUGACAUUAUUGGAGAGAUCCCUCUACUGAAAAAAGGAAUGGUUAUUGGGUUGCCUUGGAGAUGAUCCUGCUGCUGUAAAUGUAGGGCUGAAGAUUAAUGGUGUGGGCAGUAUGGAGCUAAUGAACGGACAGUCCAGUGGUGUUAACAUUGCAGCUACUGCUUCAGAGAAGAGUAGCAGCUCCGAGUCCUUGAGUGACAAGGGUUCAGCUGAACUGAAGAAGAGCUUUGAUGCAGUGGUAUUUGAUGUUCUAAAGGUCACACCAGAGGAAUAUGCGGGUCAAAUAACACUAAUGGAUGUGCCUGUAUUUAAAGCAAUUCAGCCAGAGGAGCUGGCAAGCUGUGGCUGGAAUAAAAAAGAGAAAUACAGUUCUGCACCCAAUGCUGUUGCUUUCACCAGAAGAUUCAAUCAUGUAAGCUUCUGGGUUGUUAGAGAGAUUCUACAUGCACAGACUUUAAAAAUACGAGCUGAGGUUUUGAGCCACUACAUCAAAACUGCAAAGAAGCUGUAUGAGCUGAACAACCUCCAUGCCCUCAUGGCAGUGGUGUCAGGCCUGCAGAGUGCUCCCAUCUUCAGGCUGACCAAGACGUGGGCGUUACUGAGUCGGAAAGAUAAAGCCACCUUUGACAAGCUGGAAUAUGUUAUGAGUAAAGAAGAUAAUUACAAAAGGCUCAGAGACUAUAUCAGCAGCUUGAAGAUGACUCCCUGUAUUCCCUACUUAGGUAUUUAUCUGUCAGACUUGACAUAUAUUGACUCUGCCUACCCCUCAACAGCAAGCAUUCUGGAAAGUGAGCAAAGAACAAAUUUAAUGAACAACAUUCUUCGAAUUAUCUCAGAUUUGCAGCAGUCGUGUGAAUAUGAUAUUCCUAUGUUGCCUCAUGUCCAAAAAUAUCUAAACUCAGUUCAGUACAUAGAAGAACUACAGAAGUUUGUAGAAGAUGACAAUUACAAACUUUCAUUAAAGAUAGAACCAGGGACCAGCACCCCCCACUCUGCUGCUUCCAGAGAAGAUUUAGUAGGCUCUGAAGUUGGAGCAUCUCCACAAAGUGGAAGGAAAAAUGUUGCAGCUGAAGCAGCCUUGCUACCACCAACACCCCCUUCACCUCGGAACCUGAUACCCCAUGGACAUAGGAAAUGUCACAGUCUGGGAUACAAUUUCAUACACAAAAUGAACACGGCGGAAUUUAAAAGCGCGACAUUCCCCAACGCGGGACCGCGGCACCUGCUGGACGACAGCGUCAUGGAGCCCCACGUCCCCUCCCGAGGGCAGGCUGAGAGCUCCACCCUGUCCAGUGGAAUUUCCAUAGGUAGCAGUGAUGGUUCUGAACUCAGUGAAGAGACUUCCUGGCCAGCAUUUGAAAGGAACAGGUUGUACCAUUCCCUCGGUCCGGGGACAAGAGUGUCACGAAAUGGCCAUCGAGGCCACAUGAAGGCCAGCAGCUCCCUAGAAUCGGAAGAUUUGGCUGUUCAUUUGUAUCCAGGAGCAGUUACUAUUCAAGGUGUUCUCAGGAGGAAGACUUUGUUGAAAGAAGGCAAAAAACCUACAGUAGCAUCUUGGACAAAAUACUGGGUAGCACUGUGUGGAACCCAUCUCUUCUACUACGCUGCAAAAUCCCUGAAGGCGACAGAGAGAAAACAUUUCAAAUCCACGCCCAGUAAGAGUGUCUCAGUGGUGGGCUGGAUGGUGAUGAUGGCAGAUGACCCUGAGCAUCCAGAUCUCUUCUUAUUGACUGAUUCUGAGAAGGGAAAUUCAUAUAAAUUUCAAGCUGGAAACAGAAUGAAUGCAAUGCUCUGGUUUAAACACCUGAGUGCUGCCUGCCAAAGCAACAGACAACAGGUUCCUGCCAACUUGAUGACCUUUGAAUAACAGGCAAAUUCAAAACAAUAAAAAAGGACAAUUUGAGCCAUCUCAUAAUUGAGAACAAGGUCCUAAUGAAAAAUGUGCCAGCUGUAUUCUGUGCCACAACAGAAUCUGUCAACUCAAUCUCUGAACUCUGGAGCCCUGAACAAAACCACUAAAGGUUGGGGAGUGGAGUCCCCCAAAUUAAAAAUGGAGUUGCAACAUGAAUUGCCAUGGACCAUGCUUCAUUAUGUUCUGAGAACUGACCUGUGGAAACCACUGCCUUAAAGAGUGAAAGGAAAAACAACAUGAAACACCAAAUAGUGUGUGUGAAACUUCUGGCGGUGCUGUGCUUGAGUUAAAUAGAUUGUAGCUAGUUUUGAGUUUCUUUUAACUUUAUACUAAUUUUGAAGAUAACUCACCUUUUUAGGCAUUCUUAAGAAAACAGGUAAACUGGUAUUUAAGAGUUGUAUCAAAAGCUGUGUAUGAAGCAGGUAAGAGGUACUACAUGUUCUGGAGAUGUUGUUUAGGCCAUCCCAGGAGUCCUGGAGGGAAGCUUGUCCCAGGCACACGGCCUGGAGCAGUGUUAUUUCUCUCAGACCUGUGAGAAAUGUAACACAAGUGCAAGUUCAGAGCAGCACUGAGCUUGCAAACCUUGGUCCUGUACGGGAGCCAGACUCCGAGAGUGGCACAGAGGCUGAGCCAAAAAUCACUUUGGUACGUUUAGCUCUAAUUCCUGGUUAAAACCAGGAGUUUUGGGCAGUCAGGGGGGGUGUGUGUAUGAGACAAAACUGAAAGCACUGUUGGGUCAGAACUGAGUGUUUUCAUCCCAUAUGUUUCUAUGCCUGUGACUCUCCUGCACAGAAAGGCUGAAUGACACAACACCAACACCUGGGUACAGCUCACUGAGAUGUUUGACUUUGGGUAUCUGCUAAUUAUCAGUUAGGGACCACUGAUUAGUGUGUGGUGUUUCAUAAUAUCACUUCAGAUGGACAUUUUAAAAAGAUAGAGGCACAAUUUCAAGCUUUCAUGUUCUCAUUUGGCAAUAAUUGAUUUUAGUAUCUGUCUCAGUCAAAGUAGUUGACGUUGUGUGGUGUUGAUAACAUGGCCUAAAGAAGACCUUACAUACAGAAGCUCUUUUGAUCUUCGGGCAAUUAACUAAUUUAUUAGAAGGUAGGAUAACCUAAGGAGAGAAAAUGUGUGGGGCCAUCAAAAUUCCAUCCUUGACAGGAAUCAUUCUUGGUCACUGAAAUUACUCACAGAGAAAAACAUAAUGGUUGUAAAAAGGGAGCUGUGCUUUUUGUGUGUGUUUGAUGCUUAAGACUUUGAUUCUUGCUUUAUUGGGGUUUCCUUGACGUCACCUAGUUUCCUGAAUGAUUGGUCUUUCUUUAAUCUUCAAAAAUAUGAUCUUUGUAAAGCAAGGAAACAUUGUCCAAAAUAUGACUCUGAUAUUGGAACUUUGAAGUCUGUGAAAAAGUAGUAACUGUUCCAUUGACAUUGUGGUUUAGUGACCGUAAAUAUGCUUGCAGAUUCCACCAUGAAUUCUCCUUUUUAAACAGAAACAAGCUACCUACCAGUCUGUUUCAGAGUUCUCUCACUAUCUAAUAAAGGUUUCUACUAGUAGUUGUUAUUUUGAAAAUGUAUAGUUUGUUUAUCGCAUCUGAGUAGAAGCCUAUAAAUUCACAUUUGAGGGUUUUUUUUUCCAGAGUCAAAUUAAUCGUGUAAUGAAAAUGAUUAAUUUUUUAUUUCUGGUUGGCAAAAAGAAGGAUAAUCCAGUCUCACAGUAAACAAAACAAAACACAAAAACCCCAAGCACUUGGUGAUGUGAAGGGUAAUAGGGUGGUUUGUAUUUCCAAGAAUUCUUCUGAAUUGGCUCUUGGUAGAAAGAAAAACAGUAGAAAGAUGCUUCUGUUGGAAUUACACCACAAGGACUUUGAAAAUUUGGCUCCCCUUGCAGAUCUUUUGUUGUUGUUUUUUAUAUGGGGACUGAAUAGUCUGUUCUGAAGUCAUGAAUUUUGGGAAGGGGUUUCUCGUGCUGAAUCCCUCUGCAAUUCACACAUCUGCCAGGUUUACCCACUUUGGGUGUAUAGUAAAGACAACAUCCUGACAGCCAGCAGUGUUACUUUAGUAGACUUUGCACAACUUGAGUUUGGUUUUUUUUCUGUUCUAAACUUACCUAAUGUGUGUUUCUUCUCAAUGACUAAGUGUUUGGGUUUUUUUAACAAUUUGUGUUCUUUUUUUUUAAGCAUUGUGGAUAAUAGCCUGUGGAUUUUGAAUUUUUAAAUAAGCUAUUCUAGGUUCAUUGCAGCAUAACUGUGUCUGUUCUUUUGUUAGUGAAAGGAAACAUGCAACUGGGAGCCUCAGCCUGACAGCCCUCAGCUUUGCUAAGGACAGAGCCAGGUCAGGACAUGUCAUUUAUUACUGGAUUUUUGCAUUUUUUCAGCUGUUUUGAGUUAAGUUUUUAUGGUAGGAGGAUGGUGGAGAAAAGAAUUCACAAAUCAUCCUUUAAUGAAUUGCUGUUACCAGCUUUCAUUGUCCUUGCACCUCCUACUCUUCCUUGUUUUCUGCCCCCAGAUCUGCUGGAUUUUUAUGGGAGAGAUUGAAUGUUGUGGGAGGAGUUUCUUUAAAUGUGUAGCCAGAAUAACUGGAGUGAGUAAUGACAACACAGGAAGUAUUUUUGGCACUUGUCACACUGAGUAGUUCAGUACUUUCCCUUUGUUUAUGGCCACGUAGUCCUGCAGGGCAACACACAAACACUGACAUUUCUAGAGCUUGGCAUAAAUUAUGCUCAGAAAGAGCUGCUGGGUUUGUUCCCCCAGGGAAAGCUGCCUCAGCUAAGCUGUGGAAAGACUCAGACAAGUUAAAUGACACACUGUAAAGAAUGUACUAAUGCUCUUUUUUUUUUAAAAAAAAAGGGAGUUAAAAAAGUUCAAUAACUGAGAGUAUGGCUGAGGAAACAAGGAGAGCUGCAAGCUCAUGGUAUUCAGGUAAGGCUGCCAUCCACACUGCUUCAGACAGUUGGCAGUUUCUCUUUGAUUUUCUUUUUUAAUGUCUUGCUCUAAUUGUUUAUCUUGUUAAUAAGUGCUGAAUCACUUCAGCUAAUAUUUGUCACUUUAUCCCUUAAUGUUUUGAUUUUGAAAUUAAAGAUGCCCCUUGCAAUUCCUUGUUUUGGCUGCAUUUGAGCAAAAAAUUUUUAGAGUAGCUCUUCUAGCAAGACUUCAAAUAUGAAUAUUAAUUAUCUGCUGACUGAUAAUCAGCCUUUUAGCUAAACUAAAAGUUUUGGGAAAGAUUAAGCAACAGGGAAUAUCUGGGUUAUGAAAUUGGUGCAUUGCAUUAAAAAUAUAUAACACUGCACUGCUUAGUGUUAGCUUUUAUCUAAUUAAUCUCUGCUACUUUUGGCUAGGAUUUUCAAACCUAAUUUCUAUUCCAGUACCCUCUAAAGCAAAUAAUUUUUAUAACUUUUAUUGUUAAAACAUUCUGGUAAUUUGAAUAAACAUAGCUCAGCUCAGACACUUUUUCAUUUUUAGAUGUCUGUUUUAUGCCAGAGGAGUAUUACUCAAGCUGUUAUGAUUCAUUAAGUAUUUAGGUGCACAUUAUAGGCAUUAAAACUACAAAUACUAAAUGAGUCACCUAAAUACUUAAUGAAUGAGCUUUAGCACCCUGCUUUAAAAUCAUGUUUAGAGAAGCAUGCAUAUUGGAAACAAAAGGAAGCAUAAAAAAACACAGCAGGGUUUUAUUAGUUAUCUAUUCCUCACUAGGAAUAAAUUCAUCAAAUUUAAUGCUUCUUGCACCAUCAGCCUCCUGUAUUUGCAUUUCUGUAUUUUCAACACCAGUCCUCUUCUAUUGGUAUCAGACAUAAUUUGGUGACAGCAAAUCUCUCUCUCCCAGCAGAAGCAGUUGCAGGUUUUUGUGCUGCUGGGGCACAUGAGAAGCAAAGGUCUCUUUUGACAAAAGGCAAGUUGAUCUUAUGGUUUUGAUUAACUGUAACAAAUCUUGUCCAAAUGAAGGUUAAAAACAUGGGAUGCUUUUUCUUCUGGCUCUGUCAGUGGCCUUUUUCUUCAUUACUUGUCCUUUACAGUUGUUUGGUAUCCUAACUCACCAAAACUUGUAAUUCCAGCCUUAUUCAUGGCCAGCUCUUAGUGCUGCCUGCUGCAGCAUCAAAACCCCAAGACUGGUACUAAAGGACAUCAGUGACUUCUCUGUUCAUCCUACAAGGAGACAGCUGUGAAAGUUUUGUUAUUAUUCUUUAAUAUUAGCCUUUUCCUUUCAUUUUUCUCUAAAAGCAGCUUGUUCAUAAGGUAACUUGGGAAAGUUGCCAUCAAAAGGAUCUGUACGAGUGGACAUGGAAUUCUUUGCUAGGGGUUAUCCCUUCUUUUAAAAACCACCACUCUGAUUUGUAAUUUAUGAAGAGGGUGAGUGCUUGGAUUGGAGCAGGACUUCUGUCAGUGCCUUAUUAUGAACCUGAAGACCAAUUCCUUUAUUUCAGUGGUGAGUCCCACCAUGGCAGACUUGCAGGCUGUGUGCUCCAUGUUCAAGGGGUGACAUUCCUGACAGCCACUGCAUUUCUGCAGCAGUCACUUGUUUUGGUCAGUGUAAAAUAGCUGUGGCUUGAGUUGCUUUAGUAUUAUUCCUGUAUUUGAAUUUGAGAAAAUUCCUCUUUUUAGGAAAAAAUACAGAGCUUGGUAGUUUGGGCUUUUUCAGUUUUUGUCAGAAGUAGCUCAGACCUCUUAAAAAUUAACUUAUUUUUAUUUUAGUAUGUCUCUUGAGUAGAUUUAGUGAGGGGGAGAAAUGAAGAGCAUAGUCCAAGUCAUGGUCUAGACCACAUGAGCUCAGGAGCUCACAUUAUUAGAAAGGAGCUUGCUUUUGUCUGUCCCACUUUGUUGUAAACACUGAGGAGCAUUCUUAGGUGACAAUUUCUCUUGCAAGCUUUUUGUUAUAAAUAAACACCACAGGAAAAAACUGUUUGGAGAAAGAGGAGGCUUGGCUAAAUCUUAGUAUUAAUAUCCCAAAAGCUCAGUUUUGUAUGUUGUAUUUCUAGUGCCAACACUGUGUAGGGAGCACUGUCCUUCACUGAAACAACUGCUAGAGACUGUUUUAGCAGCAAAGGCUUCAGAAGCUUUGGAAGGGGAAAUGAAAAAAAGAAUGUGUUGUUCUUAAGCAAGUAAAUAUUUGUUUUCCUGGAAUACAUAGUUAUAAAAACACAGCAGUUUUAGUAUAGUCUUUUUUAUAAAUUCAGAUGUUGGAAGGCUAAUUUGAAAAUUAAUCUUACUCUUUCUAAGAAUACUCAAAGAGAACAGAAAGGUCUGAAGAGAAAAUACAAAUUACUUGGUGUAGCUCUGGCUGUUGCAGAGCUGAGCUGACAAGUUUUCUCCAAGUUACUGAGUUGCUAAGGAAAAGAAGGUGUAUAAAAUGUAAUGAAAUGCAAGUUCCUGCAGAUCAUGGCACAGUUCUGGCUGGAGGCCUGGUCUUGCUCUUGAGUGACUAAAAGCACCAUAAAUACUCUGUUUCCUUUGUGUGUUUGAUUUUUAUUAUUUCUCUUGAUUUGGGUGGGUUCUGGCCUUCAUGUGUGUUUGCUGAAGUAAUUUCUUACCAUUCCAAAGCUGUUCACAGCUGAAACUGCAAAGCAGACAAGCAGUAUAAAUCAAUUCAAUGUUGAAAUAAAGGAUUCUGGGGUGCCUGGUUUACUGGCACUUCUGGCUCCUUGUGUGCAGGAGUGUAUCCAUUCAAAAACUACUGAACUGGAGUGGGAAAAGCACCAGGAAACAUAGAUGUGUUUUAUAAUAAUCCUCUGAGGACCAACCAUCACUGGAAGGGGGAUCAAGGUGUCAUGCAGUAAACACAAGCCAUUUUUAAUGUUCCCUGCUGGUGUGAGGCAUCCCAGGGAUGGAGGGAUUGCACUAUGAUCUCUCUGAGUGAUGUGCAGUUUGGCUGUCCUCGAGCCUCUUCCUUCACCUUUUUUAAUACUUUGUUCUCUGUGUGUGUGUGUGUGAAAACUGUGUGUUUGCAUAAGCUAGUUUAAUUGAAUUUAAGAACAGGUUUCAAAAAUCUUUCCUACUGAAAUAAAUUAUUUAAAACAUG
Messenger RNA from Passer domesticus (house sparrow), 8070 nucleotides. RefSeq names its product Ral GEF with PH domain and SH3 binding motif 2 (gene RALGPS2). Gene Ontology annotation, biological process: positive regulation of GTPase activity; Ras protein signal transduction. NCBI's taxonomy places the organism in Eukaryota, Metazoa, Chordata, Aves, Passeriformes, Passeridae. The record is from RefSeq and is a predicted model, not a curated record. Bases 265 to 2019 code for a protein of 584 amino acids. Gene Ontology annotation, molecular function: guanyl-nucleotide exchange factor activity. The transcript has 21 exons. Gene Ontology annotation, cellular component: plasma membrane.